CACUGAGGACCACGCAUCUGUCCGUGACUCUCCCCCACCCCCCCGCACCCUCUGACCCGCCAGUCACUAUGGCUACUUCGAAGUUGCCAGCGGUGUCCGGGGAGGAGACCACCAUCCUCAUGGCCAAGGAAGAGCUGGAGGCCCUGCGCACCGCCUUCGAGUCGGGCGACAUCUCCCAGGCCGCUUCCCGCCUCCGGGAGCUGCUGGCCUCCUCGGACUGCACCCGGCUGGAGGUGGGCGUCACAGGCGAAUCGGGGGCCGGCAAGUCGUCCCUCAUCAACGCCCUUCGCGGCCUGGGCGCCGAGGACCCCGACGCGGCCCUCACCGGCGUGGUGGAGACCACAAUAGAGCCUUCGCCCUACCCGCACCCGCAGUUUCCAGACGUGACCCUGUGGGACCUGCCAGGGGCUGGCUCUCCCGGCUGCUCGGCCGACAAGUACCUGAAGCAGGUGGACUUCGGCCGCUACGAUUUCUUCCUGCUCGUCUCGCCCCGCCGCUGCGGCGCGGUGGAGAGCCGCCUGGCCUCCGAGAUCCUGCGCCAGGGCAAGAAGUUCUAUUUCGUGCGCACCAAGGUGGACGAGGACCUGGCGGCCACGCGCAUGCAGCGGCCCUCGGGCUUCAGCGAGGGGGCGGUCCUGCACGAGAUCCGUGAGCACUGCGCAGAGCGGCUGCGCGGGGCCGGCGUCCACGACCCGCGCGUCUUCCUGGUGUCCAACCUCUCACCCGCGCGCUACGACUUCCCGCUGCUCAUGUCCACCUGGGAGCACGAUCUGCCCGCUCACCGGCGCCACGCCGGCCUGCUGUCGCUGCCGGACAUCUCUCUGGAGGCCCUGCAGAAGAAGAAGGACAUGCUCCAGGAGCAGGUGCUCAAGACGGCCCUGGUGUCCGGGGUCAUCCAGGCCCUGCCCGUGCCCGGGCUGGCGGCCGCCUACGACGACGCGCUGCUCAUCCGCUCGCUGCGCGGCUACCACCGCAGCUUCGGCCUGGACGACGACUCGCUGGCCAAGCUGGCCGAGCAGGUGGGCAAACAGGCGGGGGACCUGCGCUCCGUCAUCCGCUCCCCGCUGGCCAACGAGGUCUCCCCCGAGACGGUCCUGCGGCUCUACUCCCAGUCGUCCGAUGGUGCCAUGAGGGUGGCCCGGGCCUUUGAGAAGGGUAUUCCCGUGUUCGGGACGCUGGUGGCCGGCGGCAUCAGCUUCGGAACCGUCUACACCAUGCUUCAGGGCUGCCUCAACGAGAUGGCCGAGGAUGCCCAGCGCGUCCGCAUCAAGGCCCUGGAGGAGGAGGAGGAGGACCCUCAGCCCGAUGUCAGCCUGGAGGCGGCUGGUGACAACGGUGUGGAGAAGCGGGGGUCCGGGGAGGGGAGCAUGGAGGAAGCCCCGCUCUCGACCCGCCGGAAGCUUGGCCUCCUCCUUAAGUACAUUCUGGACAGCUGGAAGAAGCGAGACUUGUCUGAAGACAAAUGAAAGUGCAGCCCUUACCCACUGCCUCACCCACAAACCAAGCCUUUUGAAAACCCACCGAACACUCAAAAAAGGCCUAAUGUGGUGAAAA
Cervus elaphus (red deer) is the source of this 1554-nucleotide messenger RNA. RefSeq names its product immunity related GTPase cinema (gene IRGC). Gene Ontology annotation, cellular component: membrane. The coding region runs from base 69 to 1466 and encodes 465 amino acids. Gene Ontology annotation, molecular function: GTPase activity; GTP binding. Lineage: Eukaryota; Metazoa; Chordata; Mammalia; Artiodactyla; Cervidae. The transcript has a single exon. The record is from RefSeq and is a predicted model, not a curated record.